UCAGGCUUCUCUCUGCUAUCAUCUCUUCUCCGGUGUGCUCUUUCAUCGAAAAUGACGAAGGGUACAUCCAGCUUCGGUAAGCGGCGUAACAAGACGCACACGUUGUGCAGAAGAUGUGGACGUAGCUCUUACCACAUCCAGAAGUCGCAGUGUGCGCAGUGCGGCUAUCCGGCUAAGAAAAUGCGCUCGUAUAACUGGUCGGUCAAGGCGAAGAGGAGGAAGACCACCGGUACUGGCCGCAUGCGUCAUUUGAAAAUUGUGCGCCGCAAAUUCAAGAAUGGAUUCAGGGAAGGCUUGCCGAAACCGAAAGCUGCUGCGGCUAAGUAAUCACCGACAUCCCGUCUCAUUGUCUAAUUAAGUUGUACAAUUUCGACUACCAAUAAAUCUAAAAACAUCCAAUCACGA
Vollenhovia emeryi is the source of this 405-nucleotide messenger RNA. RefSeq names its product 60S ribosomal protein L37 (gene RpL37a). The record is from RefSeq and is a predicted model, not a curated record. Lineage: Eukaryota; Metazoa; Arthropoda; Insecta; Hymenoptera; Formicidae. Gene Ontology annotation, cellular component: cytosolic large ribosomal subunit; ribosome. Gene Ontology annotation, biological process: translation. Gene Ontology annotation, molecular function: structural constituent of ribosome; RNA binding. Bases 52 to 327 code for a protein of 91 amino acids. The transcript has 4 exons.